Paramuricea clavata is the source of this 339-nucleotide messenger RNA. The record is from the annotation of a GenBank genome assembly. NCBI's taxonomy places the organism in Eukaryota, Metazoa, Cnidaria, Anthozoa, Malacalcyonacea, Plexauridae.
AUGGCAUCGGCAGCGACAGAUGCGUCGGCAGCAACGGUGGCCGUGGCAGAAGCCGCGGCGGCAAAAGCAGCGGCAGAAGCUGUGGAGGCAAAAGCAGCAGCAGCCACGCCGGCAGCGGCAGCGGCAACGAGGAGAUGUUCGUUCGUCGAGUCGUUAGAGAUUUCCGCGAUUCCCGGAUUUCGGCGACGCGCAAAUAAGCUGUCGACCUUGACGACGACGACGAUAAAUUCGUUCGCCAAGAAGCCAGAACGAAACAAGAAGAUAAUGUCGGUCUCGGUAGCAACGAGGGUGGAAACAGCAGCAGCGACAAUGAUAACGAUGUCGCCUCGGGAAUCGGAA